UUAAGAUCAUCCGAUUCCGGAUAAGGAAGUGACGUCCAGAUUUACAAUUGAUCAUCGCAGAUUAAGAAGUCCUGUCAUUUAACCUUAUUUUUGUAGUCGUUUUAGGUUUAUGUGUUUAUAUUAUCAUUAUGGUAUUGUUGAAGAAGACUUCCCAUCAAAAGAUUCAAUGAAAAUUACGAAAUAAGUGUCGUUCAAGUGUGUCCGCCAUUUUUUGCUGACAUUUUUAAAUAGAAUGGCGAAAAAGACAUAUGAUUUACUAUUUAAGCUGCUUCUUAUUGGCGAUUCUGGAGUAGGCAAAACGUGUUUACUGUUCCGAUUCUCUGAUGAUGCGUUUAACACCACAUUUAUUUCCACCAUAGGUAUUGACUUUAAAAUAAAGACUGUAGACCUUGGUGGAAAGAAAAUAAAGCUGCAGAUAUGGGAUACUGCUGGCCAGGAGCGUUUCCACACAAUCACAACCUCCUACUACCGGGGCGCCAUGGGCAUCAUGCUCGUGUACGACAUCACCAAUGCACGUACCUUCGAGAAUAUCUCCAAGUGGUUACGCAACAUUGAUGAGCAUGCGAAUGAGGAUGUGGAGAAGAUGAUUCUAGGGAACAAAUGUGAUAUGGAAGAUAAACGCCAAAUCUCAAAGGAACGUGGGGAGGGGAUUGCAAGGGAGCAUGGAAUUCCAUUCUUAGAAACCAGUGCAAAAGCUAAUAUUAAUGUAGAAAAAGCUUUCAUGGACUUAGCACAAGCCAUAUUGAAUAAGACACCAGGAAGAGAUUCACAGCAGGGCGGAGGUGGUGUAGACGUCCAUAGGGGUCAAGACAGUGGCCAGAAGAAGUGCUGUUAACUCUCACUGUGUCCUAGCUGUUUUUACUUCACCCCCUUUCCACAUAUACUGGUCACUGGUGCUUGAAUAUAUGGUGUAGUACGGUCAGGCAGUCUGUAGUAUGGCAGCCAAACAUAUGGGAACAAAAAAACACACUUAGUUCUGCACAGAAAAAAAGAGAUUUGACAUUGAUAUACAUGUUGGGGCUAUCUUAUCAAUGAUUUAAUCAAUGUUUCACUAAACACACAAGAUCAAGAAUAUCAAAUGAUGAAAUUGUACAGUGAAAACUCACUAAAUCGGACAUGGUCCGGACUGGGCAAAAUUUUCCGGUUUAGUGAGGAUUCCGGUUUAGUGAGGAUCUGAAGUUGACUCAAAAUAUUAACUGAGUUAACCUUUAGAGGGAAGUUGAAAACUGGAAUAAAAUGAAAAGGGACAGUUCAAUUCGUCGACGUCAAGACGGAGGUUGAGACAUGAUUAAAGCACAUGCAAAAGUGAUAAACAUAAUUAAACAUUUCUACGUCUUUAUAAUCAUCUUUUUUUAAAGUCUUAAAAUAAAACAACUCGCGUAAUUUAAUGCUUGUUAAGUAUGUUUGAUAGUUUAAUUAACGUACCGCUCUGAUUUGAUUCAAUCAUAGAAGUCUUUAGAUAAAACAACCCUCCAAAAUGAUCACUUAAUAACCGUUUCUAGUUCUUUAUUUUCUGCAACAAACAAAUUAAUGUUUUAAUCAAUUUUCUUUUCACUAGUUUGAUUAUCACGCGGCAGUCAAUCCUAAGCGCAAUCAUCAUUAUCGAUUAUCGAGUUGACACAACAUCACAGGUGCAAUAUUUAACGACGAAACAAAGUGACACGGGAUUUGCUAAUUCUUAAUACACAAUAUCAUUUUGACAUGUUUGAACAAAUAUACGUCCGGUUUUGGGAGAUAAAAUUACGUUAAAAUUUUCUCGAUUUUUUGUCCGGUGUCCGGAAUUCUGGGGUUCCGGUUUUGUAGGGAUUUUUUUACAUUGAAAAUAGAAGGGGAAAACCGAGACCCUGAAAAAAAACCCGGUAUCCCGAGGAUUCCGGUUUUGUGGAGAUCCGGUUUAGUGAGUUUCCACUGUAUUAGCACACAUUUAAUUGAAAGUUUUAUUGGCAAAAUAAAAUGAUCAAUUUUUUAGCCUUUAUUCUUAGAUUCUGUUUUGAAAAAUAUAUUGUUACAGCUCAAAGAUGCUGAUUGGAAGAAGUGGUUGAACAAUAUGCUUGUUUAUAAGAGUGUCCCAACGUGUGAUGUUAUAUGUGAAUAUAAAUGUUGUAAAUCAGGAUAGAAGUGAAAUUUGCUUUUGUUAAGAGUUUUAUUUAAAAAUUAGUUUACAGCAAAGCUAUUGUGAAAUUAAAAUGACAAAUGAUUUUAGUUGGUCAUCUUCCCAAUACAAUACAAUGGUGGUUUGUGGAAAAUUAUGCGUAUUCAUUUUUUUUAUUUCACAUGAAAAAGUUUAGCGGAUUAGAAAAACAGUUAAUUUGAGCUUUUAACUUUUGCUUUCUAUAUGGUUAUUUGAACCUUAAAAGGUUGUGGAAAAGUAGAUAUUUGUCCGCUUCAAGUAACAGCUUAACUAGAACAUUUGUUCAGUUUUACUUUAUAUAUAGUAUGGUAUUGUCUCUUAAAUGAUAAUGACACACAUUUUGGUGUACUUUCAGCUUUGAAUUAUUUAUUGAAAAGAGAUUUUAUGUAAACUACUCAAAGCUAAUUGAAUUGAGUACUGUAACCUGCGUUGUUUGGUACUGGCACUAUAGUUCAACUAUAGUUUACCACUUAUAUAAGCCAUUUUAUGCUAAUUCUAUUUCUUAGCUGAUGUUUAUAAGUCCGCAUGUUUAAUGGCAAACUGUGCAGUUGAAUAAUUAAUUUAGAAAAUGAUGUCAUAGAACUUGUCAAAUUCAUGAUUUGUUUUUGAUACAUGUAUUAAAUUUUAUAAAAUGUAUCGCACUGAGGCUAACAACAUAUUUGACAUUGGCUUGCUGACUGAAGUGGCUUUUUUAUCAUAAAUGUGUAGCUUUAUUACUUACUUAACAUGUCUUGAAAGCUUUAUUGGAAAUACUAAAUAUCCAAGGCAACAAUAUUUAGGCUUGGUAAUAUGCUCAUUUGGAAAGUUAAAUUUUGAUACGCCCGACAUAAGACGGGAUGAAUUUUGAAAUCACCUGCUGGCGACGUUCUAUAACCAUUUGGCUCUUGAAUUGCUUAAAUUUCUCAAACUUUUAUUUUGUCCAUGCUGCAAAUCGAGAAUCUUUUGUCUGAUUAUCACCAGACUUGGACAAUAUGUGUAUAGACAAAAUAUCUCUUCUAGCUUUGUAAAUCAGCAAUGUUGCCCUAGUCAUUAAGAGUUAUGGCCCUUGAAUAUCUUUCCAAGGUUUGGUCAUUAGCCAUGUUGCCCCAGUCAUUAAGAGUUAUGGUCCUUGAAUUGCUCUAAGUACACAAACUAGAAAAAGAAAUCAUAAUUUGAAUGGGUGUUUGCUACUCUUGGUUUAGAUUUUUUUUAUAAAGACCUGGUACCAUGUACUAAAGUGAGUGACUGUUCAGGUUGCAAUUAGCACUAGUGAUCAGAUGUGAUGUGUUCAAAACCAAUGGUUUACCUUGAAUUGUCAUAACUAGAAUAAUAAUAGUCACUGAAAUAACAAUUUUUCUGAUAUGUAAUCAUUCACAGAUUUUUUAUUGAUAUAUUGCUAUUUACUGUAAUUGAAUUUUAUUCUUAAGUUUUUGAGCUAAUAAUGAAUCAAUAAAAUACUCAAGUCUUAAGUUUACACAGAUGUCUUGUAUACCAUUGUCCAAUGUCCUAUCUCAUUCAUGCUGUAAAUAUUCAUAUUCCAAAUAUGGUUGCUGUCUGCAGAGUUCCUAUGAUGCCAGUAUAGAGACAAUUUCUGCUGUGGUCCGUAUGGAUUUUGUUUGGUGACUGUAUCUUUUAUUGUUGCUUAAUGUCACUUUCUAAGAAAGCAGGCUUUUAUUUGUUUUCUCAUGUCACGUUAACUUGAUCUGUCUUGUAAUGGAUUCAUCCAAUUGAUAAUAUGGCGUAACAAAAAAAUGUUUUGUUUCCGUUUUCCCGACCGACCAUAGUUUUUUUGCCAGCUGACAAAAUAAUUCUGACGUCUACUUUUUUCUCCUUUUGGAAUACGUUUUUGGUAGACGCGUAAAUGUAUCCAGACCAAAUCACAAUGGCUUUAAGUGUAAAAAUGAUAUAAGAAACAACUCACUAAAGAAAACCAAUAUCCUAACCUAACCUUUAUUUGUUGGCCGUGAAAUCGGAAAGAAUGAUUAUUUUUUUUACGCGGAAAGAAUGAUAUUUUUUUACGCGGUAUUAACUUAAAAGAUUUCCAAUGAUACAUUCUUCAUUUCAAUUUCAGACAUUUAAUUUUUCUUUUCUUGUUAAGCCUAGGUAAUAGUUCUAUUCACAAUACUAGGAUUUUCCACACACAGAUAUGUCAGGAUAUUUUCAAACUAUCUUUUAAACUUUAAUUUUCCUCAAUCAAGUGUUGUGUUUUUCGACUGACCCAUUCUCAAUCCAAAAAACAAUACUUUAUUAUGUGUUUUUUAAAUUCUUAACAAGUACAGUCUUAUUCUCUUUAAACCCAGGAUCUUAAGAAGGGUUAACUUUGUUUAAAAUAUACUGUGGUCAACUCAAAAUGUUUGGUGUUCUGUCGCUUUUUCACAAUUUUAAGUGCCCAGGCUCCAUUUACAAAAACAUGGAAAACCCCAUUUAUCAUGACAAACCACUGUGAACCGAAUGAUUUCUAGGUCAUACCUGUAAAUUUGAAUUGAACUCAUUCAUUAUUUAAACUACUUGCUACAUCUAAUGUAAGUGAUUUAACCACUAAAUUGUGCAUUGAAUAAAAGAAAUAUUAUUCUCACGUUUUAAAAGAUGGUUUUAAAUACCAAAACACGUUAUUCAACUGAAAGUAAUAUAUGUAUUCUUGAUGUCCAUACUCUGUAUUAUAAUGCAUUAUGUAUAAUUUAGUAUUUAUGUCAUAUAUUUUUAUUUUCUUUAAUGGUACUUAAUACCCCUAUUCUUUGCUGACAUGAUUUUGUGCAAUGACCAGUACAAAUAGUUGAAUAUGGAACAUUCGCCUUCAAGUUCUAUAUGCAGUCAGUGAAGUUUGCAUAGCCCUUGUUAGGUUCAAAUAACUAAUACCUGUAUUAAAAGAAAGUUUCAGUAACCAAUACCUGUAUAAAAAGCAAGUUUCAGUAACCAAUACCCAUAUUAAAAGUAAGUUUCAAUAACCAAUACCUGUAUUAAAAGUAAGUUUCAAUAACCAAUACCUGUAUAAAAAGUAAGUUUCAAUAACCAAUACCUGUAUAAAAAGUAAGUUUCAAUAACCAAUACCUGUAUAAAAAGUAAGUUUCAAUAACCAAUACCCAUAUUAAAAGUAAGUUUUAAUAACCAAUACCUGUAUAAAAAGUAAGUUUCAGUAACUAAUACCUGUAUUAAAAGUAAGUUUCAGUAACCAAUACCUUUAUUAAAAGUAAGUUUCAGUAACCAAUACCUGUAUAAAAAGUAAGUUUCAAUAACCAAUACCUGUAUAAAAAGUAAGUUUCAAUAACCAAUACCCAUAUUAAAAGUAAGUUUUAAUAACCAAUACCUGUAUAAAAAGUAAGUUUCAGUAACUAAUACCUGUAUUAAAAGUAAGUUUCAGUAACCAAUACCUGUAUUAAAAGUAAGUUUCAGUAACCAAUACCUGUAUUAAAAGUAAGUUUCAAUAACCAAUACCCAUAUUAAAAGUAAGUUUCAAUAACCAAUACCUGUAUAAAAAGUAAGUUUCAAUAACUAAUACCUGUAUUAAAAGUAAGUUUCAGUAACCAAUACCCAUAUUAAAAGUAAGUUUCAAUAACCAAUACCUGUAUAAAAAGUAAGUUUCAAUAACCAAUACCCAUAUUAAAAGUAAGUUUCAGUAACCAAUACCUGUAUAAAAAGUAAGUUUCAAUAACCAAUACCCAUAUUAAAAGUAAGUUUCAGUAACCAAUACCUGUAUAAAAAGUAAGUUUCAGUAACCAAUACCUGUAUAAAAAGUAAGUUUCAGUAACCAAUACCUGUAUAAAAAGUAAGUUUCAAUAACUAAUACCUGUAUUAAAAGUAAGUUUCAGUAACCAAUACCUGUAUUAAAAGGAAGUUUCAAUAACCAAUACCUGUAUUAAAGAAUAAAACUUAAUGUAGUCCUGUAUGCAUACAUUAUAUAAGUUUCUUUGCUACCAUGUGUUAAUAAUUAUUUUAGUUGACAUUUUCAUUUCUAUUAUAUUUGAUUUUAUCUCCGGUCUUGGGUAAAGGCCAAAGCAAGUGAAUUUAACACAACAUUCAUUGCUAUAGUUACUCUAUAAUUACUGUUUUACUGGGCUGGAUUUGAUACCAAGGCAACAUUUCAUACUGAGUAUUUCCUAACUAAAUUUUUUUUUGUGUGUGCAAAAAUGAGUUUGGAAACAUGCAGUGCUCAUAAGACCAAAAAGAUGUCGACGCGUUUUUACUUAUGUUCACAAUACAAUAGAACACUUUUUUCGGAACCAAUUUCGCCUUGUUAUUGUUCAUUGUGUGUUAAUAUGAUACGUUGCAUGUUUAUCUAAUAAUUGUAAGAUGUAAAUCAUCAAUUUAGUCAAAUAAAAUAUACAGACAAAUAA
This is a messenger RNA of Mya arenaria, 6441 nucleotides long. RefSeq names its product ras-related protein Rab-10-like. The transcript has 6 exons. Gene Ontology annotation, molecular function: GTPase activity; GTP binding. The coding region runs from base 233 to 835 and encodes 200 amino acids. Gene Ontology annotation, biological process: cellular response to insulin stimulus. Gene Ontology annotation, cellular component: insulin-responsive compartment; recycling endosome; Golgi apparatus. NCBI's taxonomy places the organism in Eukaryota, Metazoa, Mollusca, Bivalvia, Myida, Myidae. The record is from RefSeq and is a predicted model, not a curated record.